Messenger RNA from Drosophila grimshawi, 925 nucleotides. RefSeq lists its product as uncharacterized. Lineage: Eukaryota; Metazoa; Arthropoda; Insecta; Diptera; Drosophilidae. The record is from RefSeq and is a predicted model, not a curated record. The transcript has a single exon. Bases 91 to 762 code for a protein of 223 amino acids.
UCGAAACGGGAACAGUUGUUUGUGCUGUGUUUUUUAUUUUUCGUCAAGCAUAUCUAAAACAUAUCAUUCCCCUUCAUAUCCCCUUCAGUAAUGGCCAGUAAUGCGUGCAGCCGUAAGCCAAGCAUCAAGCCCCUGAAGUUGGAUAUGCGCACUAUUCGGCAGCCGACCAUGGUCAGCGUCAAUGCCAAGGAGGCCAGCAAGGAUAAGGACAAAGAUAAGGAAAGAAAAUUAAAAUCGAUGAAGCUGAAGUCAAGCCCCAAUCUAAAACAGUACAGCAAACGUCCCGAAGUUGCUGAACCGGUGCGUGUAACACCAACACCACCAUCACCAUCAGUUGCAAUGCAACCAAUAGCUAAGGCUUCAUCUAUUGAACAAUACGGGGUUCUAUCCAAGCACUUGGAGAUGGCACAACAUAUCAGGCAAACACGCAAGCAUAGGCUCGAUGGGGCUGUGUCCAAGAUGAGGACUGACGAAUUACUUACCACCAGCAAACAUUUAAAAGAGACCAAAUCACCGCACAAAGCGGACAAUGCUGCACCGCAUCCGACUCGAAACAAAAAUCAAAGUCAUAAUUCGAAAGUCUUUUUCGAUAAGUAUCUGAAAUUUGCCUACGAUCUGAGCAAGCCGGAUGGUGUGCGCCAGCUGGAGGCGCAUUUCUUUCCUGCGGAACACUAUCAAAUCAAAAAGAAUGCGAAUAAGAACGAUUCGGGAGAUUCAUCAGAAUGGCAACAUUCACCCGAUGAGAGAUCAACAGGCAAAUGAUGUAGCAAUCCAAAUUAUAUGAGAGUGUGUACGACCAAAAAAAAUAAGACAUUCCAAAAGGUUCAUUCAAUCAUAUUUUUCUCAAAAUUGUAUUGUUUUUAGUUUCUAAAAAUGUAAUUCAAAUAAUUGUAAAUUAAAUACCGUGGUAUGGAAGUCAUCAGAA